Messenger RNA from Rhineura floridana, 4395 nucleotides. RefSeq names its product egl-9 family hypoxia inducible factor 1 (gene EGLN1). Gene Ontology annotation, cellular component: cytoplasm; nucleus. Gene Ontology annotation, biological process: cellular response to hypoxia; peptidyl-proline hydroxylation to 4-hydroxy-L-proline. Gene Ontology annotation, molecular function: L-ascorbic acid binding; peptidyl-proline 4-dioxygenase activity; ferrous iron binding. The record is from RefSeq and is a predicted model, not a curated record. NCBI's taxonomy places the organism in Eukaryota, Metazoa, Chordata, Lepidosauria, Squamata, Rhineuridae. The coding region runs from base 584 to 1945 and encodes 453 amino acids. The transcript is spliced from 5 exons.
UACCCCACCCCGCCUUUGCUGGUGUCCCCGACUCCCUUUCACUUUUGUUGCCCCGCCCGCAUCAGGGCAGGCGCGCUCCAGCCAGUCCGUCAGCUCGCCCGUCAGCCCCCUCCCCUCUUAGGCUGACUGACUGGAAGUGGCGUACGUGCAGAGCGGAGCUACUGAGUGGCGGCGCAAACUCCUCCCCGCUCAGCUCAGGCAACAGCAAGAGAGCGAGACAUAGAGGGACUAGCGCCGGCAGACGGCGGAGACGGGAAACCUCUCUCUCUCUCAGGCUUAGGGGAAUAAAAGAAAGUCUCGGCGGGAGAGCUUACCCUUCUGCCCGCCACCGAGACUGCUAUGAGGCAGCGUCAGAAUUGAGCCUUCGAGGCGGAGGGCAAGAGAGCGGCGGCAGUAGCAGCGGCGGCGGCAUUAGGCUUUCGUGGCUGUCCUCCGCCCACCAGGAGACGAGUGGGAGGCGGGCGACGCAGCGGGGGCCGCGGCAUAGCACUGACUUGGGGCGGCCAUGAUGAAGUGAGACAUCGCCUCCUCUCCUUUCUAAGGCCGCGGAGAAACGGGCGACCGAGGAGGGGGACGCAACAACAUGGCCAAUGACAGCGGUGGGAGUGGCGGCAACGGCAACAGCAGCGGUGGGGCCGGCCAAGGUGGUGGUAGUGGAGGAGGCGGCGGUAACGGUGGUGGCAGCAGCAGCGCCAGCAGCGAGCGGGACCGGCAAUACUGCGAACUGUGCGGGAAGAUGGAAAACCUGCUGCGUUGCGGGCGCUGCCGCAGCUCCUUCUACUGUAGCAAAGAGCAUCAGCGCCAGGACUGGAAGAAGCAUAAGCUGAUCUGCCGGGGAAGCGACAGUGCCGUCGCGGCGACGGGAGGGGGCGUUCCUGAGCACCGAAGUGGCGGCAGCGACCGUCACCAGGGCCACAGCCACGGCCGCCACCACGCCGCAGGAGGAGGGGAAAGCGAGAAAGGAGCAGCAGCAUCAACCAAGAAGGUAACGGCACUGCCAGCCAAGUCGCAGUCGGACACUUCCUCGGAAGAGAACGCACCAGCAGUGGUGGUAACGAAUAACCACGUUGCCAAAGUGGCGCCAGAGGCCCAAGGGCAGGAAGAGGAGGACAAGGAAGCGGUGGUGGCUGGAGCGGCUCUAGCCGGGGAGGCGGGACUCCUCUACCGGGAUAAAUCCAACUUGACUGGAGAGGCGUCUCUGCGCCCUAACGGGCAGAUGAAGUCGCUGGUGCCUCAGCGCCUGGCGCUGGAGUACAUCGUGCCCUGCAUGAACAAGCACGGCAUCUGCGUAGUAGACGAGUUCCUUGGGAAGGAGCUGGGCGGGCAGAUCGAGCAGGAGGUGCGUGCGCUGCACCACACUGGGCGCUUCACCGACGGGCAGCUCGUCAGCCAGAAGAGUGACUCCUCCAGGGACAUCCGUGGCGACAAAAUCACGUGGGUGGAAGGCAAGGAGCCCGGCUGCAAGACCAUCGGGAAGCUCAUGAACAGUAUGGACGAUCUCAUUCGUCAUUGCAAUGGAAAGCUGGGCAACUACAAAAUCAAUGGCAGGACGAAAGCAAUGGUAGCUUGUUAUCCAGGCAAUGGAACAGGAUAUGUGCGUCAUGUUGAUAAUCCAAAUGGAGAUGGAAGAUGUGUCACAUGUAUAUAUUACCUUAAUAAAGACUGGGAUGCCAAGGUAAGUGGAGGUAUUCUUCGAAUAUUUCCUGAAGGCAAAGCCCAGUUUGCUGACAUUGAACCUAAGUUUGAUAGACUGCUGUUUUUCUGGUCUGACCGCCGCAACCCUCAUGAAGUGCAGCCUGCAUUCGCUACAAGGUACGCAAUAACAGUGUGGUAUUUUGAUGCAGAUGAAAGAGCCCGUGCUAAAGUAAAAUACUUAACAGGUGAAAAAGGUGUGAGGGUCGAACUUAACAAGCCUUCUGAUUCAAAUGAGAAAGACCUUUUAUAAAGCCUUAGAUCUAGCAAUUCCCUGUGCUAUGUCCUGGACCUUCUCCCCACUCCCUCCCCAACAGUCCUUGGCGCUGUCUAUUAACUUUUGAAUGUGAAUAAUGAGAAAAAGGAAAAUCAAUGCCAAAUCAGCGUUUGGAAUAAACAAAUAAAUAAUGGGUUUCAGUGCUUCAUCAAAUGGAUUUCUGGUUGCUUAUGCAUUGUUUCACUUGAUCCUGUUGACUGCUUAUGGGAAGAUAAGCAUUGAGAAGAAACAGCUUACACAUGAAGUGCCCUACAUAGAAGUUUUCCAUCCAUAUUUUGCCAUUCAAUCAUCCAGCUCAAUGCUAUUUAUCAUCUCCUUUUUUUUAAAAAAAGUGGUGAAAUUUAAAAUCAUUUUUGUAUAACCAGGUACAGCUGAUCAAAAAUUGAACAAAACAAACAUUCUCCACAACAGCAUUCAUCUAGUUUUGUAAAUCUACUGUUCACACUGUUCUACCAUGUAAAACCUAAUUUAAAUAAGAAUUGCCAGUAACUGAUGAUCACACUUUACACUUAAAGUCCGAAAAGGAGCACUUUAAUUACCAUUUAAGAACCCAAUUGUUUUAUUUUCAUAUCUUACACUAAUUUGAAUUUUUAAAAGAUUGCUGCUGUAUUGUGUUUGUGUUUUCUCUACUUUAAAAAAAAAACUGAAACAGAUGCCUAUCUUGCUGUCAAUUACUUUCUUAAAUUUGUGGUUUUAUAUGUUGUAUCCAGAGAGCAAGCAUUCUGUAUCUGUGUCAUUUGGGUUUUCUAAGUGACUGGCUGGCACUAAGUGAACUUGAUGUUAUCCGUACUGUCCUUUGGUGUUGAGAACUGUGGGUGCAGUCCACUGGGAACUUCACCAAUGAAAGCCAUUUGAUGUGAAUGAAAAUCAUUCAAGAACAGGGCAGCUUGUGCAGAUGAAGUGCCGGGUGGACACUGCCCAUAAGUAUCAUCAGAUCCCUAUAAUAUAAGGGCUUUCUUGGGCUUUUAGAUAUACCAACAUCCUUUCUACUACCUUAAUGGGAGAUCUCAAUCUUAACUCAUUUUCAAAAGCUUAGCUUUCUACUACCAUAAGUAAGGUAAAGAAACUUAAAAUCAGAUAUGAUGAUUCCUCCCGAAGCAUUAGUAUCCCUUCUCAUUUGUAGUUGGGCCCCUUGAUCCCUUCUUACACUAUCAAGGGCAUAUUUAAUGCAUUAAGACUGAAGUGCAUCACUGCAGGCUUAAUAUGUAAAGAUUUUCCUACUGCUGAAAAUUGUUUCUUCUAAUAAAAGCAUUGGCCUGUGAUCAAUAUGAAGAUGUUUUUGGCAAAGAAAAGAAAUUACUUUAAGUGAGGAAGCAAUAGAGAAUAAAGUUCAUUCAACCAGAUAUUUUGAAAUGUAUUUUUUAAGGGAUUGGUGUAUGCUCAAAAGUAAUCCCCUGAAGGGAAGCUUCUACAUUCUGCCAGCCUUACAAACAUGAGCCUCCCCACCUAAAUAUUCCAUCAUCUGUCCCUUGAUUCUCUCACUUAACCAAAAUAAUGUGAGUGUACAGAAAUAUUUCUGUAUGUACAACUUUGACAAUUUUAGCAUCUGUAUAGUUUGUACUCUUAUUAGAGACCUUUUCUAUGGAAAGCUUAGUAAUUUUUAUUAAAAAAAGCUUACUAUUCAUGUAAAACAUGAAAAAAAGGAUUGUGUUAAGUAACAACUGACAAAAUGGGGAAAUUCAGUACUGUAAUAGCAUACUAGGGGAACUUCUGGCAAAAGUCUUUGGUUUUUUUCUUUCCCCCACCCCCUUUCAAAUGAUUAGCUGUCAAAACAGUUUGGUUCUUCUCUUCAUCCUGGUAAGUCAGAAGAAAAUCUGUCUAUUGUAAGUGCCUCUGCAAGCCUGACCAAGGAGUGCAAAUCUUCUUUAGUGUCUGGUCAGCAGUGCAAUGCACUGUUAGGCCUAAGAAACACCAUUUCUAACUUUUAACUGCUUUUGUAUUACAUUUAAUGUGUUAAACAUGCACAAUUUAAGCCUUUACAUUCUUGUUUGUCCCUCUGUUCAAAGUAUCAUUGUCUUACAUUUGUGCUUGCUGGGGAGAUUUAAAAUAUGCUUAAAUCUCUCAAUUUGUUACUUUACAAAUGGUCACCAAACUGGGUUUUCUAAUGUCCAUUUAGAAAAUGUGUCAGUUAAAAUCUUCCGCCUUGGGCGUCACCAAGCAGGAACCUGUUUCAGACUAUUUUUAAACUGUCUUAUGGCCUGUAUAUGUGUUUAAUCCUGGUUAAAGAUAAAGCUUCAUAAUGCUAUUUUUAUUUCAUGACAUUAUCCAGCUGUAAAACACAAGACUUUUAUCUAGCAGACAAAGAAAUUCAGAAUUCAUUUGCAGAUUUCCUAUAAAGUCAUGUAACGUUUGAAAAGCAGUGUUCAUUACUGAAAGAGCUUUCAAGUUGCUUGUAAAGCUAAUCUAAUUAAAAAUGUAUAAAGGUU